AUGUUCCCCCAGGAUAGGCAUAUUGGGUUGAGUUACUUUCGGGUUGUCAGUCUGCUUGACCCAAUUGAGUUAGAGGCGAUUGAUUCUUAUUCCUCGAUUACUCCUACUGUUGCGAUUUCUAUUCUCCGGCCGGUGAACUUCUUUGCUACUGCAACUGAUCUGCCGCCAUUAGUUCCGCCUGCUGAGAAGCUAUUCAUAGGAGGGGAUUUCAAUGGUCAUAUUGGGUCGACCACAGGUGGUUAUGGCAAAGUGCACGAAGGCUUCGGUUUUGGGGAAAGGAACGGAGGAGGUACCUCGUUGUUGGACUUCGCUAAGGCUUUUGGGUUGGUGAUUGUGAGCUCUAGCUUUCCGAAAAAGGAGGAACAUUUGGUUACUUUUCAAAAUGCGGCGGCAAAGACUCAAAUGGACUAUCUCCUCCUCAGGAGGGGUGACAAAGGGUUGUGCAAGGAUUGCAAGGUGAUCCCGAGUGAGAUACUCGCGAUGCAGCAUAAGCUUUUGGUGAUGGACGUUGGUAUUAUAUUAAGGAGGAGGAAAAGGUCUGCUCGAGGAAGACCGAGAAUCAGGUGGGGAGCCUUAACUAAGGAUAAAGCCCAAGAGUUGGAGGGGCGAUUGUCGGCUAUGGGAGCUUGGAGAAGCAGUGGUGACGAGCACUAUGUGGUCAGCGGCAGCAGACUGUAUAAGGGAGGCUGA
This is a messenger RNA of Nicotiana attenuata, 690 nucleotides long. Its product is annotated as craniofacial development protein 2-like. The transcript is spliced from 2 exons. The record is from RefSeq and is a predicted model, not a curated record. Lineage: Eukaryota; Viridiplantae; Streptophyta; Magnoliopsida; Solanales; Solanaceae. Gene Ontology annotation, cellular component: nucleus. Gene Ontology annotation, biological process: chromatin remodeling. Bases 1 to 690 code for a protein of 229 amino acids.